UGGAGGUAAACCUUCUGGAGAUGCAUGUGCACAGUUCUAGGACCACAGUCUGCCUGCUACCUGACCUUCCCUGCUGAUUCUGAUUUUUAUUUUCUGUAUCGAGCGCUUGGUAAAUAAGGCGAUGUCGUGGUUAUUUAUUGAGUUUCUCGGCCUCCCCUCGCCCUCAGCUGGCCGCGGCCCUCGCGAGACCUUGCAACCCUGGGUUUGAACGGCCACUUGGCGGAAUAACCUUUAUUGUUGGCUGCCGUGUGGGGCGGGGAUCCGCGAGCGUCGCUGCCACAGGAUAAAGCAGCCUAAAGCUGCUGAUACUUUGAAGAAUGUCACUUGUUGGGGAUGUUUUGGCUUCUAUUAGAAGGGGCGGGAGGGAGAAGGUGGGCAAGAUAGGGCUGGAGGGGCAGAUGGAGGAGCUUGUGAGGCAGGCAGAGGAGGCACGGGUGGGUGUCCUGCAGGCGCUGGGCUCACGCUAUGUGGAGCUUACCUCUGCCAUAUCCGACACGGCCCUCCUCCAGCAGCGGGUCAGCUCCACCCUCCAGAACGUCACUGACCUCCACACCUCCAUUGACCAGGAUAUUAUCAGUGGUGUGAAGGGCAGCGUGGGGGAGGUGGGCACUGUGGUGAGGCGGUGGAAGGAGGUACUGGGGAGUCUGGAUGCUGCCAACAUGCUCCUCUGCAUCCACACCAACCUGGAGGAUGCUGAGAAGGCAGAGUCCAACCACAGAUUCCUGGAGGCUGCUGAACACUAUGCUAAGGUUGAGACUCUCCUACUUGAGGCAUCAGAGAAGGAGAUUGAAGGUGAGCUGGAUAUUGUGAAGGCACUCAAGGAAGAACUUGUGAUGGGGAGAACACAACUCAUUUACUCCAUCACUGAGGUUUGGCAGGAAACUCUCACAUGGGAGGAGGAACGACAAAGUAAUGGAGGCUAUUCAGUGUCCCUCUUGGUGCAGCCCAUGACGAGCAACUUGAGUGGGAAGGAUAUACAGCAGAUGUUGGGUGGACUCUUUGUGCUGGGGGAGCUACACCGCCAAGUCACCACCUUCGGGAGGAACCUCAUGAAGAACUUCUUUGAGCCAAUUGUCCAGCAAGGGGCGGAGGUGAAGGCAAUGGAGCGCAGCGACGGGAUGGUGGUGACGGUGACCUGUGGUGGGAAGGACAGUCCCGGCAAGUUUCCUGCCAACCUGGUGUUCUCGCAGCUCAAGAAUUUAUUUAUGGUCCUGGACGAGAGUCUUCUGUCUGUGGUCAUCUGCAGUAAAGGUGACCACACAACGACACUCAUGCACAUGUUGGGGAAUCAGAUUGGUGAAGAGCUCAAGCACCUCCUUAUCAAGGACUGCAUUGCUGAUGCUGUUCCUUACAGCAGAGCAGAGUUGAGUAAGUUUGAUGAGGUGAAAGCUGCUGCUGAGGAGUUCCAAAACUUUCUUGUUGAAAAAGGUUUUUUUAAGGCUGAAGACAAGUCCCUCAUGGAGUAUGCUGCCAAUGUGGAUGUGGUGUUCAGUAACAAGGCUUGUGCACACAUCCUGGAGCGUGCACGGUCCCUCAUGAAGCAGCCGCUGCACGUCACUGUCUCCAUUACACCCCUCGAGCCCAGUGGACCACUCAUCGUUCAGUCUUUCAGCAAAGGAAGACUACAGAAGGAUGAGACAGGCAGGAAGCUGGCAGAAAGCACCAUGCGGCUAGAGAAGCUCCUGGCUGCCAAAUCCCUCAACAUGCCCAAGUGCCAGAUCAGCUCAUCUGUGUGUGAGCUGGUGGAGCUGAUCUACACUACCUUGGAGGAGGCGUGUUCCAGCUCCCCAGAGUAUGCCGGCAGACUGCUCUACACUGUCCACAACAUCCUGACCCUGUACUCCCGCGUAGUGCCCAUCGCCCAUGCCCAUGAGCUGGCCACCCUUCCCCAGCAGGCAGCCAUCGUGCACAACAACAGCAUGUACCUGGCGCACCAUGCGACUUUCCUUGGCCACCAGUACCGGCCCCGACUACCCCAGGCCUUGCGCUCCACCACCGUCACCACUCUUGACCAGGCCCAUGAGCUGCGGAAAAUGGCCGCCUCCAUCUUCCUCAAGGCCAUGCAGGGUCACCGAGCAGCUCUUAUUGACACACUGCGGGAGUCUGUCUGUCUGGACAGCCUCGGGUGUGACGUCAGCCGAGCGGGGAAAGCGCAGCAGGGCAUGAGGCAGGUCAUCCACAAGCUGCAGCUCCUCCACCGGGUGUGGCAGAACGUAUUGCCGCACGGCGUUUACAUCAAGGCCAUCAGUCGACUGGUGGGUUCAGUGGUGGAGGAAGUGGUGUCGCGAGUAGUGACUCUGGAGGACAUCUCGGCAGACGCAGCGCUUGCCCUCAUCACACUCCUCACCCUUCUCAAGGACUUUGUUCCCUCGCUCUUCAGGGUUGAGGGAGAGGAAGACCCAGGCCCUGGGGAGGUGCUGCGCUGUGUCAGGCUGUGGGGGAAGUUCUCUGAGCUCAUAGUUGUCCUUGGUGCAAGUCUACAAGACAUUGAAAACCGGUGGGCGCAGGGCAAAGGUCCUCUGGCUCAUGAGUUUACCCCGGACGAGGCCAAGCAGCUGGUGCGCGCCCUCUUCCAGAACACCGACCGUCGCGCCAAAGUUCUGGCCCGCAUCAAGUAGACUCUCGGCACCUGCUGAGUCUUGAGUACUCCUCCUUACCUGUCUAUCCUGUAAUAUGAUCUGCUUCUUUUUUAUAUAGUUUUGAAAAUACAGUUGCAUUUCAAGUAA
Molecule: messenger RNA, 2726 nt
Organism: Eriocheir sinensis (Chinese mitten crab)
Lineage: Eukaryota; Metazoa; Arthropoda; Malacostraca; Decapoda; Varunidae
Gene: Zw10
Product: centromere/kinetochore protein zw10 homolog
Exons: 18
Coding region: 318-2618 (766 amino acids)
Biological process (GO): endoplasmic reticulum to Golgi vesicle-mediated transport; mitotic spindle assembly checkpoint signaling
Cellular component (GO): RZZ complex
Source: RefSeq, a predicted model, not a curated record